Messenger RNA from Spodoptera litura, 1486 nucleotides. RefSeq names its product Adenosine deaminase, tRNA-specific 1 (gene Adat1). The record is from RefSeq and is a predicted model, not a curated record. NCBI's taxonomy places the organism in Eukaryota, Metazoa, Arthropoda, Insecta, Lepidoptera, Noctuidae. Gene Ontology annotation, molecular function: tRNA-specific adenosine deaminase activity; adenosine deaminase activity; RNA binding. Gene Ontology annotation, biological process: tRNA processing.
UAUCAGUUUCGAUUUGUUUACAUAGAUGCUGUACAUAGUAUUUAGUACUGUGCUUAUUAUUAAUUAUAUUUCAAUGUUUUAAAUGUAUUAUUAAAAAGAAAAUUUAGUUCCAUUAUAUCACUUUAGUCUUCAGAAACUUAAAUUAAACAAUGUGUGUAGAAGAACAGUUAUAAUUGGUUGCCGGUAAACAAUGGAUAACCUCAAAGAAAAUGUUGUUGAGAAAAUAGUGCAGAAUUGUUUUACUUUGUACGACAGCUUACCAAAGAAUGGGAAACCCAUCGACAAAGAAUGGACAGUACUUUCAUGUUUUAUAGAAUACAACACAGCUACGGAAAAAAUUGAAGUAGUGUCAUUGGGUACUGGAUCAAAAUGUGUAGGAGCAUCGAAAAUGACUCCUAAUGGUAGUAUACUCAACGAUAGUCAUGCCGAAAUAUUCGCUCGACGAGGCUUUUUAUUGUACCUGUACGAAAAUAUUGAUAAAGCUUUAAAAGACAAACAAAACAUUUUUAUCAAAGAAAAUAGUCAGUUAAAACUCAAGGAUAAUAUACAGUACAUAUUCUAUUCAUCACAACUACCUUGUGGAGACGCGUCGAUAAUAUCUCAGAAUGAUGAUGGAGAACAUUAUGGUGAUGUCUUGACCAAUCAAAAACGAGCAGCUCUGGACGAUGUUAGUGAGAUUGAAUUAAAAAAGCAGAAAGUGGAAGACUAUCUUAAUAAAACAGGUGCAAAAUGUUUACCUCAAUGUGAACAAGACUUGAAGGAACCAGGAACAAAUAUCCAGCUCAUCUUAGGUCAAGUGAGAACUAAACCGGGGAGAGGAGACAGAACAUUGUCUGUCUCGUGCAGUGACAAAAUAGCUAAGUGGAUACACCUUGGUGUUCAGGGGAGCCUACUAUGUAUGCUUUGCGAACCAAUAUACAUAAAGCACUUUAUAUUUGGUGGUGGAGUACCAUUCUCAAGUCAAUCCCUACACAGAGCUCUCCUAAGUAGGUCAGAGUCGCCACUUACAUUAGACGUGGUUCCUGAAUUUUAUCAAAGCAGUUCUGUCUUUACAAAUGUAAGCUCUGAUGUUAAUAUUAAACCGGCCCCCGGGAGUAUUGUUUGGACAAAAUCUUUUAACCAACGACCAGAAGUAGCAGUGCAAGGAAGAAAAUUGGGUGUGACAGUGAAGAAAGCAACGUCACCAGCAUGCAGUUUAUGUAUCAGUAAAUAUAAUCUGUACAAGAAAUUCCUACACAUACUCAAUACUAAUGAAGAUCUAAAACAAAGGAUAUGUAGCCAAGACAAACUUGAAACGAUUCCAUAUAAUAAAAUGAAGAGAAAAUCAAUUAUUUAUUAUGAAAAAUGGGUAGACAUUAAGGAUAAGUUUUUUAAGACGUGGACUGUGAAACCAGAUAUGUGGGACUUUUGUAUUAAUAUUCAUUGAAUCGUCAGAUAAUACAUAUUUGUAUUUACAAUAAUUAUAUGAAAUAUAUUGAUGUAUUUA